Messenger RNA from Zootermopsis nevadensis, 1340 nucleotides. NCBI's taxonomy places the organism in Eukaryota, Metazoa, Arthropoda, Insecta, Blattodea, Termopsidae. The record is from RefSeq and is a predicted model, not a curated record.
GUCUGCGUGUUAUACCUGUGUGACUACCAAAAUGUUCACACUCGGCAUAUUUCGUCAGCUAACUCUUCCACUUCGUCCAAUCGGAAGUCUAAGUUCCGGGCGCUGCGAGUAGCUAGCUAUGCGGAAGUCCGCCAGUUACCUUCUGUUGACGGAAGUGAGUGGUUCAAUGCACUGAUUUAGUGCGUAGUGUUUGUUUCCCAUCUGACAGUGAGCGUGUCCGUAUUUACACGUGUGGUGUGUUUAAAGAGUGGUUUCUCUUAUCUAAUCAUUUUAUUUUUGGAAGAGUUCAGAUGCUUUGUUAAACGUGCCUCAGGUGUUAUUUAAGCAAGUAAUUUAAAAUGUUUUUCCGUGCGUGAAGUAAGUCUUGCAUUGUGUGCGCUACUACGAAUUUUUAACGUCUUCACAUUUUAUUUGUGACAUGAUCCUGAUAUUACAAUUGUGUAAUUUGUCGACGGAUGCAUUUGGAGUAUCACACGAAGAAAACAGGAUUUCUCAGGAUGCAAUCUUUCACGAACUUACUUUUGGCGAACAUGUGCUUUGCCCAACUGCCCUUAGCUGUGUUCUUCAGCCCGUUCAGAUUUGUGUAUUCUCUCAACAGCGACUUGUACUUCGGCAAAUCCUACUGCCGCUUUAGCAACUUCGUAGCCAACAUGUCGGUGGCAGUCACAGCCAUCACACUCAGCAUUAUUUCCGUAGAGCGAUUCCUGGCGAUAGUGUGGUCUAUUAAUACACGGAUGCCAAAGAAAAUCACUCUUCUUAUGAUCAUUUCCUUCUGGGUCGCAGGCUUCGCCAUAGGAGUGCCGUCGGCAGUGAACUUCAGUACAAUCAUCCACAAGGAUAACGGGACCACACGCACAGGCUACGUCCUCACGUGGGUAGACGGAGAUCCCUCGAAUUCGUCGCUGGACCACACGUACAACGUCGCCAUGCUACACAUGGCGUACGUAGUGCCGAUUUGUAUCAUGGCCGUGUGCUGCAGCAGUAUAGCGAUCAAACUUUGGUUCAGUCGCUCCAGCGGCCAGCCGACCCAGCGAGAAAUUGACAUCAUGCAUUACAAAAAGAAGGAAUUUAUCAUGCUCGUCAGUAUGAUGAUGGUCUUUGCAACGUUCACACUCCCAUAUCACCUACUCAACAUUUAUACGGGCUACGAUCCAGCUAAGCAGAACAGCGCACAUGCCAAGCACCUUAACCUGACAGUUAACUGGUUGGUCGGGUUUCCUGCCGUGGUUAACCCGAUGCUAAACUUAUGGAUGAAUUCAAGGUACUCUAGUUUACCUAAGACUAAGUUGACUGCAGUUCUUAAAGCUCUAGUGACUACAACGUGAACAAUGAAAUUGUUC